Molecule: messenger RNA, 1278 nt
Organism: Anopheles marshallii
Lineage: Eukaryota; Metazoa; Arthropoda; Insecta; Diptera; Culicidae
Gene: Taf7
Product: transcription initiation factor TFIID subunit 7
Exons: 4
Coding region: 1-1278 (425 amino acids)
Biological process (GO): RNA polymerase II preinitiation complex assembly; transcription initiation at RNA polymerase II promoter
Cellular component (GO): transcription factor TFIID complex
Molecular function (GO): RNA polymerase II general transcription initiation factor activity
Source: RefSeq, a predicted model, not a curated record
AUGCCCGAUAAACCCGCGAAACAAGACAGCAAGAAGGACGAUGGUGCAGAGUUAGAAACGCAGAUUAUUAUGCGAAUGCCCAAGGAACCUGCAGCUGCUCUACGCGAAGCGAUACAGAACGGUGCCAACAAUCUGAAAGAUCGACUUUUCAUUCGUUUGGAGAAUGAAUUGCGCUAUGGCGAAGUUCGGUUUGAUCAUUGGUUACUGCACGCGAAAGUGGUUGAUCUUCCCACGAUAAUCGAAUCGUUGAAAACGAUCGACUCGAAGAAUUUCUACAAAACCGCGGACAUAUGUCAGAUGAUGAUAUGCAGGGAGGAGCCCGAACAGCAGUCAGCCGAAGAGGAAUCUCCGAACAAAAAUAAGAAAAAAGAUCCUAACAAAGUAGACAAAAAGUUUCUUUGGCCGCACGGAGUGACACCACCAUGCAAGAAUAUACGGAAGCGUCGUUUUCGUAAAACUCUUAAGAAAAAAUAUGUCGAAGCACCGGAGAUAGAAAAGGAAGUAAAACGUUUGUUACGGGUCGACAAUGAGGCGGUUAAUGUAAAGUGGGAACUGAUCACUGAAGAUGAGGAUCCAAACAAACCCUCGCCAGGGUCGGGUACGGAAUCGGGCGCACCUAAUAAAAGCCCAUCGAAGAAUACGAAAAAAGGUGACCAUAACAAGGACGUAGGAGAGCAUGAUAUCUUCGGAGAAGAAGUGUCCGAUUCGGACGAGGAAGAUAAUCCGAUCAACAAAAAUAUCGACAUUGAUGAGAGCAGUCGGUUGUCGGCGGAAGCCGAUGAUAGCCGCUUGUCCGAUUCCAGCUCUUACCAGGGUACGCAGCAGACGGAGCGAAACCCUGCACUGGAGUUCAAUAAAAGCAUGUUUAGCGGUGCUGGUUCGAGCAGUGGUUACCGGGCAGCCAGAAGACCCGAAACGGGAGCUAGCAGUGCUGGCGGAUCUAAGUCCAUGUCCUACUUUCAAGGUGACAGUUCCCGGUUGGAUUCCGAUAACGAUUCAUCAGACAUGCCACACGGUGGGUUUGGUAAUAGUCAGAACAGUAACGCCAAUAGUGCAACCGCUAGCACGAAUAAUAACGCCCGUGCUUACGAGCUGCAGCGCCAAAUAAGCGAUCUUAAAACGCAGCGUAAUCAAAAGGAACAGGAAAUUCGCACGAUCGAAAAUCAAACCUUGCGUCAGCGUUUACAAGAUAAGCUGGACAGCUUGCUGAUGGAAAUACAGGACAAGGAGAAAGAGAUACACGAUCUUCAAUCGGGAGAAAAAUAUAAUCUGGACUAA